UUCUCCAUUCAGCGCAGUGCCUUGGAGUCUUGUGUGAAAGGUUGGGGUGUCAGCGUGAUUGUUGGCUGGACAGACUUGCAUGACACUGCAGUUCGACCCACUCAGCUCAUCGCUGGACGCACAUGGAAGGGCUCCCUGUUUGGAGGUUUUAAGGGUAAGGAUGGAGUGACUCAGAUGUGCAAAGCCUACAUGGACAAGAAGUUGAAGGUGGAUGAGUUCAUCACUCACAACAUGACCUUGGACCAGGUCAAUGAUGCCAUUGAAUUGAUGAAAAACAGCAAAUGCAUCCGGACGGUCCUGAAUGUUUCUCCACAAUAAGUCCACAGCAACACUACUCAGUGAAUCAUCUGCAGCGUUCAAAUAAGCAAAGUAUUCAUAGAGCAAAAUAAAUGGUCUAAACAGA
This is a messenger RNA of Micropterus dolomieu (smallmouth bass), 403 nucleotides long. Its product is annotated as alcohol dehydrogenase 1-like. NCBI's taxonomy places the organism in Eukaryota, Metazoa, Chordata, Actinopteri, Centrarchiformes, Centrarchidae. The record is from RefSeq and is a predicted model, not a curated record. Gene Ontology annotation, molecular function: zinc ion binding; S-(hydroxymethyl)glutathione dehydrogenase [NAD(P)+] activity. Gene Ontology annotation, cellular component: cytosol. The annotation marks the transcript as partial. The transcript has 3 exons. Gene Ontology annotation, biological process: formaldehyde catabolic process.